This is a messenger RNA of Bombus huntii, 3206 nucleotides long. Its product is annotated as lisH domain-containing protein ARMC9-like. Gene Ontology annotation, biological process: cilium assembly. The coding region runs from base 90 to 3056 and encodes 988 amino acids. Gene Ontology annotation, cellular component: ciliary tip; ciliary basal body; centriole. Gene Ontology annotation, molecular function: protein binding. The record is from RefSeq and is a predicted model, not a curated record. The transcript is spliced from 17 exons. NCBI's taxonomy places the organism in Eukaryota, Metazoa, Arthropoda, Insecta, Hymenoptera, Apidae.
ACACAACUCCUUAAAUAUAUAGCGACGUAAAACGAUCUUUCCACCCCCAUUAUGUUAAACUUGUCAAUUUAAAUAAAUAAAGAAGAAAGAUGGAUAAGAAUCGGGCAAUAAAUAAAAUGGAUAACAAGGAAAUAAAACUUGUUCAUCAGUUCCUUAUAGACCAUGAUUUUGAAAAUACUGCCGAUGCAUUGAUGGUAGAAGCAACAAUAAAAGGUUUUAAACAUCUUAAGAAUGAUUUGCAGACCGAAGGCGAUAUGUACGAAAAUUGUUACGAACAAUUAAUGUUCAGCUAUAAAACAGGAGAUUGGAAAACGUUCUUCAACUUAUGGAAUUUGAUAGUACCUGAAGAUGCUAAACAGACAAAAGCUUGUAAAAUUUUAAUGUUACAUAUAUAUGUGUAUUUUGCAAUGUUACCUAAACACAUGUUAAUGUUACAUUGGUAUAAAAAAAAAGAUAAAAUACAAGCAGCUGUAAGUGAUCUUGUGACAUCAUCUAAUCAACAAGAUUCUGAAUGUGAAGAAAAUUUUAUGACUGAAAUAGAGAAGAACAUGAAUGAUAGUAUGGAACGGUUACGUACAUUUCUAAAUACAACAGGUAAAGAAUUAGAAAAUGAUGCAGAAUUAAGACCUUAUUUUGCGUUUCCCUUUAUGGAAGAUCCAUAUGCAGAACCAUUUCUUUCUAACAUAUUUGAAAAAAGUUGGACAGAUAAAUUGACAAACCACUUACAGCUCUUUCUCAAAAAUUACAAACAACAAAGUUUUAGCAAUACAAAAUAUAAUGAUGAAAAUUCAGACAAAUUUUCUUCAAGUUAUACAUCCUUAUCAGAAGACUCCAAAAAAGAUGUGAUUGCAAAGAAGGCAAUUAAAAACAAUAAUGUACCAAUCAUACCAAAUGAUAGAAACAUUCCAAUGUUUUUGGAAGAUGAUGAAUCUGAAGAGCAACCUAUUUUUUAUGAUAGUAUAAAGUAUAGUCAAAAAUCAAAAAGUAUACAGACUGUAUCAAUGAAUUCUUCAGAAGAAGAGAUAUAUUCAUCACACUUUCCUAAAAGGAAUAAAAAAUUGAUGCAGUGUACACAAGAGUUAGCAGUAGCAAAAUCUCAUUUAUGCAGUGUUCAUUCCAAUUAUGAAAAGCUAAAAAUCAGAUUUCAUAAACUGCAUGCUGAUUAUCAUAAACUGAUGAGCAUUGCAAGAGUAUUAACAAGUGCCUUAGAGGAUUCUGUAAAAGGACAAGUCAUUGAUUUCCAGGCUAUGUUAGAAACUUGUAUAAGAAUCUUUCCAGAUUUGUUUAAUCAAAAUAUAAAAGAUAGUAUACAUUGUUCAUCAGAAUUGUUAUUAUCAAAAUCUCGUUCUGAUAUGAAAACCAUUGAGUAUUCAAACUCAAACAAUGUAUUUAUUCCUCCAAAACUAUUGAAUUUCAAAAAAAUCAAAUUACAUUUAAUUAAUGGAAGCAUUAAAACAAAACUAUUUCUUUUGCAAGCAUUGCGAAGGAAAAUAACAUUUAGUCAACCUGGAGAAAGAGAUGAGACGGUGCAUGAAUAUAUAAGUAAAGACUUGUUGGGACUUCACAGUCAAAUUGCUAGUUAUAGAGGCAAAUCUAUCUUGCCAUAUCUAUUAACUCCACAAAACAUUAUCAUACCACAUCCUUUACAACAAUCAGUCACGAGAUUAUUGAAUGCAUUGGCAUCAUUUAGAUGUGGAAGAGACUAUUUAUCAUUUGAUUCUACUGUUGUUGAUACGGUAUUCAAGUGCAUGAAUAGUAUUUCUGAUAAUAAUAUAGAUACAUUGACUUGCAAUAUGAUGAUUGCAAUGUUACAAAAAUUAUCUUUACGUAAACAACAAAGGAUUUAUAUGAUAGAAAAUGGAUUAAUGGAAUGGUUGAUCCAUCAUCUACAUGAUCAGUAUCGUGUUAUGGAUUCUUAUCGCUUGGAAUAUGCUACGGCUCUUUUAAUGAAUUUAUCGUUGCAUCAAACAGCUCAAAGAAGAGUGUCAACAAUGGCGCCUUUACUUAUGUCAACAUUAAUUGAUUUACUCUUAAUGGAUCAUGAAUCGGCAUUACCAUAUAUCAAUGGAGCCUUAAAUAAUUUCUUGACGAAUCACGUAUUCAACGAGGAAGCAAAACGAAUUAAAUUCUCAUCUAUAAUAGAACAAUACAGUAAAUAUAAAACUGGCGAGAUAAGGAAACACUUGGAUCAUAUUCUAAAGAUACAUAGAGGUGAAAUUACUAUUAAAACGGAAGACGAGGAAAUGGCAGAUAAUGAUAAUGAGGAAUUUGAUGUAUUGGAAAGUCAAUUGGACGAAAAUGAUCCGGUAAAGAAUAAUUACGGAGAAUUGUGUGGAGAAUCGUUAUUAGAGUCAUGUUAUACAAUUUUACCAAAGGCAAUUCAAGAGAAGGAAACAAUAUCCGACGAAUUAUCAUUUCCGCAAUUGAAAACAGAAGCAAUAGAUUCUGCUAUGCAGAAUAAUCAAAUUAAAAAUUUAUCUUCUGAACACGAAUCAAUACAACAUGAAGAAAUUUUACCAAGAAAAUUGGUAAAUAGCAAGCCUAACGUGAAAACUAAAACUAAUAUUGUAAUACUACAAAAUUCUAUUAAAAAGACAAUCUCAUAUCCAAAACCACAGCCACGUGUAGUCGAAUUAAAAUCUUCUUCGACAAAGGUAUUUAACGAGAAAUUAACUAUCAAAUUAAAAUUUAAAAUUUAUAUUUAUAACGUUUUUAAGGAUCGGCAAAUUUUUAAAGUGCAAGUGGCGAAUGAAAGAUGGAACUCGAAGAAUGAUAAGACUUUCGUAAAAGAAAUUCAUAAUGAAAGUGCUAUGUAUCUUUAUGAAAAUCAUACUUCGAAGGAAAGCAGCAAAACGACACUAGCAUCCUCGAUGCUCCUAGGAAUCGGAAGUGAAGCUGAAUCAACAGUAAUGGAGAAACUCAGCAGCAUAGCGUCAUUGAAUACUGAAGAUAGCAAUAGGAUUGCCAACGAUAAGGUUUCAUGGACGCAAGAGACAAAAUCCGAUACAGAGGAAGCAUUUUUAGCUAAGCCAAAGCUUCCACGAACUCCGCCAUAAUUAAAACCAGAUCUCAAGAAUAUAAUAAAAAGGGAUGAAUAUUAUACUCCCAUUAUUUAUACAAUAAUUUUAUUUUAAACAACAAACAAACAGUAUUUAAUUAAAAUUAAAUAUUUCAUAUAAUAAAUAUGUACAAAACAUAACAUAACA